AUGCCUUUUGGUUUUGCCAGGCCAGCCACAGCUUCCUGUUCUUUUAUGGGGUGUGUGUGGGGGGAGACUUCCUCUCCCUCAUUCCUUGGGGUUCUGGUGGGCUGUGAGUCACUGGGCUCCUCCCUUUUCCCCAACAGGCAGGCAGGCACCCAGACCAGAAUCCGCCUCCCUUCGCCAGGAAGGGCAACCUGGGAGGAGCAGGACAAGGUCCUCGGUUAUGUGGGAAUAAGUUAUUGUGAUGUCUGCCUCCCAGAGAAGAUCCUUGAGGGCCCCAGGGUGGCCCUGCCUGAAUCAUGUCCUUUCUGA
Rangifer tarandus platyrhynchus (Svalbard reindeer) is the source of this 306-nucleotide messenger RNA. The record is from the annotation of a GenBank genome assembly. NCBI's taxonomy places the organism in Eukaryota, Metazoa, Chordata, Mammalia, Artiodactyla, Cervidae.